Molecule: messenger RNA, 822 nt
Organism: Heterostelium album PN500
Lineage: Eukaryota; Evosea; Eumycetozoa; Acytosteliales; Acytosteliaceae
Exons: 5
Coding region: 1-822 (273 amino acids)
Source: RefSeq, a predicted model, not a curated record
AUGAAAGCAAAAGCUACUUUUGGCCAGGCUCCAUUGGAACGUGCACUCAUCAGUCAAUACGUCAAUGCUACACAAGAUCUUUACAACCCCUACUUUAGAGCCAAAGACGAUGCCAGUAAAUUGAGAUUCAAAACAGAUAUUGCGCCCAGACUUUUGGCACGUUUCGAACAACACCUGAAGGCUGCCGGUGGUGAGCACUUUGUAGUUUUUUUUAUUCUGGAUCCUGGUUCAUUCCUUAGCGGAUAUCCCAAGAGACACGAUACAAUUGUUCCUGUUGCAUGCGUUUCAUCCAAACCACAUUUUCCAUACCAAUGUCAAGAGCCAAAUGGAUACACCACAAAUUAUGAAGCUUCUGCCUUCAACUCUUUAUUACCAAACUCCAAUCAACCACCAUUAUCGUUUUUUGAAGCUGGAAAUACCACUACCGACUUUGUUGGUCAAAGAACUUUCAGCUCUUAUGUGAUUCUUACCGAAGGCCAAGAACCAAUCAUUGGAUCUAUUUGGGACUUUCCAUUGGGUGACUUAUUGGGUAGCUUCUUGAUUGGUCAAUUCCCAGUUCAAAUCUAUAAUGCUGCUGCUUAUUCCUUCAAUACCAAUCAAACCUACCUCUAUGAUCCAAAGACCUGCUCAUUGGUUUCAUCGACUAUAAGAAACUCCGACAAAGCAAACCCAGGAUUUACCCUAAUGAAUUUCUACAACUUUGAAAACACUUUUACCGAAUCAUGGUUUGAUUUGCCAUCAGCUUGUUCAUCACAAUCUGUCGUCUCAAUUCCACAUACUGUCACUCCCCAAAUCAACAAUAUUUUAAAAGGAUUCUUUUAA